Messenger RNA from Mesitornis unicolor (brown roatelo), 1196 nucleotides. It is a transcript of the gene SLC39A8, whose product is annotated as solute carrier family 39 (zinc transporter), member 8. Gene Ontology annotation, molecular function: zinc ion transmembrane transporter activity. The record is from RefSeq and is a predicted model, not a curated record. Gene Ontology annotation, biological process: intracellular zinc ion homeostasis; zinc ion import across plasma membrane. NCBI's taxonomy places the organism in Eukaryota, Metazoa, Chordata, Aves, Mesitornithiformes, Mesitornithidae. Gene Ontology annotation, cellular component: membrane. The annotation marks the transcript as partial. The transcript has 7 exons.
UUGGCAAAAUCGCUUUUUUGUUCCAGUGCUUGUCUGGUGAGGAAAUUUUUUCUUUGCAUGGGAUACCAAACAACAGUCACAUAUCAAAUUCAAACUUCUCCACAAUAUGCCCUGCUGUUUUGCAACAGCUAAUUUUUCACCCGUGUGAUCAUCAGGAAGACUUCGCAGAGACAUCUAAACCACAUUCUUUACAAGUUUGGGGAUUUGGGUUCCUGGCUGUGACUAUCAUCAAUUUGGCAUCGCUUUUGGGACUGAUUUUGACUCCCCUCUUAAAUAAGUCAUAUUUCCCCAAGAUUUUAACCUACUUUGUGGGCUUGGCCAUUGGUACUCUCUUUUCUAAUGCAAUUUUCCAGCUCAUUCCAGAGGCAUUUGGGUUUGACCCCAAAGUAGAUAACUAUACUGAGAAAGCAAUUGCUGUGUUUGGUGGAUUUUAUAUUCUCUUCUUUGUGGAAAGGAUUCUUAAAGUGAUAUUGAAGAUCUAUAAUAAGACUGACCAUAAUGACUCUGAAAAUGGUGAACAGAAUCGCUCUCAUGAUAAGACUAUCCCACCCAAACCACUGUCAUCCAGCAAUGGAGGGACGUGUUAUGCAAAUUCAGCUGUCAUAGAGAGCAAUGGAAAUCUUGGUUUUGACAGCAUCAGCGUGGUCUCAGCACAGGAAGAGACCCCCCAAGGCAGCUUAUGCAAAUGUCUUAACGAGCGUCCACUGUCAAAGAUUGGGACCAUUGCUUGGAUGGUAACUCUAAGUGAUGCCGUGCAUAAUUUCAUAGAUGGUUUGGCUAUUGGUGCUUCUUUCACUUUGUCUCUAUUUCAAGGGCUCAGUACCUCCAUAGCCAUCUUGUGUGAAGAGUUUCCUCAUGAACUAGGCGAUUUUGUCAUCUUGCUUAAUGCAGGAAUGAAUACUCGUCAGGCUCUGUUUUUCAACUUUAUGUCUGCAUGUUCCUGUUACAUUGGGUUGGCUUUUGGUAUAUUAGUAGGCAACAACUUUGCUCCUAACAUCAUCUUUGCUGUAGCUGGUGGAAUGUUCCUGUACAUAUCCCUGGCAGAUAUGUUCCCAGAGAUGAAUGAUAUGCUGCGAGAGAAAGUCACAGGAAGAAAGAUGGAUCUCACAUUCUUCCUUAUUCAGAAUGCUGGUUUACUAACAGGGUUUAUUGCUAUACUGAUGAUAACCUUGUAUGCAGGAAAUAUUGAGCUGUGA